Molecule: messenger RNA, 1347 nt
Organism: Physella acuta
Lineage: Eukaryota; Metazoa; Mollusca; Gastropoda; Physidae
Product: mitotic-spindle organizing protein 2-like
Cellular component (GO): centrosome; spindle
Source: RefSeq, a predicted model, not a curated record
ACUAACCAGAUUGUUUUGUUUCCCUCCAACGAACCACCGAACUGUUAAAAUUAAGUAGAUCUGAUCUAGAAUCUAGAUCUAGAUCUACAUCUUGACUCUAGCUAGAUCUACUAAUACUACUAUACUUGUAGUAGAUCUAUAUGUAUCAACUUUACCAUGUCCAGUCAUCAAACAGAAGUGUUGCAUGCUCAGCUAAUAAGCAAAGCAGUUCUACGUCCUGAUGAAAAUGAAUUGUAUGAGUUGACAUAUUAUGCUGGAAUUAUUAUGGACCCUCAAGUAUUUAAGAUCAUCCUGGAUUUGCUAAAGCUAAAUGUCCCACCAUUAGCUAUUAUACAAACUCUCCGCUCUAUGUGCUCACAACACCACCCUCAUGCAACUUUCAGUGGUGGUGGUGAACCUCACUCAAACAUUACCCUUAGCCGAGGAGAUUCCAGCCAAAACACAUCAAGAUUUCUUCAAGGUUCUAGGUCCGCCUCAGGAGAGCGCUUAGUAAGGGGUGCUAGUUCAGAUAGGCAGAAUAAAAAUUUAAGUAGUGACUAUCCACCACAGACUGAUCGGCGUGAUGGAAACAGCUACUCAUUAAUCUCUUCUAACAGCCAAAAUAGAGACAGGCAAAUUCCAGACAAUACUUAUUCAAAUGCAGGGUCAAGAAAUCCAGACAGGUUCAUUCAGUCAACCAAAACUGCUGAAAGUUUUAUAACAACUAGGCCAAGGAACACCUCAGCCGAUUAUAAAACCUUCAAGGAAAAGGAAAAAGCUGUUAAAAAGAAGUAAUCAGUUUAGUUUAUAUGUUGAAAAGCAUUUUAAGAUAUUUAAAAAUUGUGAUAUGUAAUUAAUUAUUAACUAUUAUAUAGCCUGCACAACUUUUCUAGGAUAUUUGUCUCAUUAAGAUAAUUAAUUUAAUAAAAUUCUUCAUUAUAAAAUAUAUUUUAACUUUAGGUUGUAUUUUUACUAGAGCUAUAUUUCACAAUCAUGUUUUGAACACAAGUCUUUUUGUACUUAAAAAUAGUAUUUUAGAUAUAAUAUAAUGUAAAAGCUUUUGAACUUUUAUGUUUUAAAUCAAAAUAAAUGAUGUUUUUUUAUUACAUACACAAAACUAUAUAGAUUCCUUGUAUGAUUUUCAUAUUGCCUACUCAACUUAUAAUAUUACUUCUGAAUUGUGUCCUUAGAUGAAAUGUUAUCAACACUUUGCCUAUUCAUAAUCAUCUCUUUAUAUGUCAAAGAUUUGAUUGUAUGUUUACAACAUUCAAGUUUUAAUUUGCAGUGUUAAAAUAAGGCAGCUUUUAAGUUUCAAACAUUUUUAAUGUAAUGUAUUUGAAAAAUAAACCUUUUUUUAAUUGCACAAGA